Messenger RNA from Tachysurus fulvidraco (yellow catfish), 1724 nucleotides. Its product is annotated as endonuclease domain-containing 1 protein-like. Bases 253 to 1128 code for a protein of 291 amino acids. The transcript is spliced from 2 exons. The record is from RefSeq and is a predicted model, not a curated record. Gene Ontology annotation, molecular function: metal ion binding; nucleic acid binding; hydrolase activity. NCBI's taxonomy places the organism in Eukaryota, Metazoa, Chordata, Actinopteri, Siluriformes, Bagridae.
UAGAUAGAUAGAUAGAUUGAUAGAUUGAUUGAUUGAUUAUGGGUUGAAGCACUGAAUCUGUAUCUGAGAACUCUUGUGUUAUUUUGUCCCUUGCAGAUUUCUGCUCUCCUUCUCUCACACUCACUCAUCAAACUCUUCCUCAUCACACACUUCACACAUACUCGUCACACUUCACACACUCCUCAUAACAUACUCCUGAUCACACACCCCUCACACUCUUCCUCAUCACACACUCACCCACCGUGUGUCAGGAUGAAGCUCCUCGCUCUGGUGCUCCUGCUCUCCUCUUUCUCCUCACUGAUCCUGAUGGAGGUUGUUAAUUCUUUUAAUGAGUCAUGUAGUGACUUCUUCAUCCAGAAUGAAAAUGACAUCAUCAUCCCCACUAUUUUCCCUGGAUGUCAGUAUAAGACGAUUUGUCAGCGCUGGGAAAACAAAUACAGGUUUGCCACCGUGUACGACACUGUGAGGAGGAUCCCUGUUUACUCGGCUUACACAUUCUUACAGGCAGGAAAGACUGUCCGCAGAGAUGAGUGGAAAAUUGAGCCUCAGCUGGAAAAUAUUGAAGAAUAUAGAAACUUGACAGAGAUGAUUGUAUCCCCGAGAGAAGCAGGACAGAUAUUUAACCAGGCUGUGUACUCUGAUUAUACAGGUACAGGGUUUACUAGAGGUCACGUGUUUCCACGUAUGUUUGCUGCUGAUCAGGAUCAAGCAGAUUCCACCUUCACUUUAACUAACGUAGCUCCACAAACACAGGGCAGCAACCAAAAAUGGGCCGAUCAAGUGGAGAAAGCGAUGCUUAAUGAAAUAAAACAAGACUGCAACCUCGACCAAAAUCACCGGGCGUACAUUGUGACCGGGGUCGUCCCAGGGAAGAACUGGAUAUCCAUAACAGGAGACGGAGAACAAUAUGAGGAAGGAAUUAACAUUCCCAGUCAUUUUUGGAGCGCUUACUGUUGUACCAAUAACAAACGACAACUCGUAGCAGGGGCCUACAUCACUAAGCAGGAGAGCUUUAAUCUCAGACGCCCCAACAUUCACCACCUGAAUACUGAGCUCACUAAACUGUAUAAUAAGAAGAUACGUUUUAAUGUGUUUCCAGGAAUAGACUGUAAAAAACGUAAAAAAUAAAGCUGAUUAGAUCUUAUGCAGCAAAAAACAUUGAAUAUUCUCUAUUAUCAAAAAAAUUAUUAUUUUUAAAUGUAGUAAUUUGAGACCUUUAUUUACGUCUGCUUUCACACUCAGCCAGCGCACGUCACAGAGAACUGUACAGGAAGUCGACAUCUAGAUUACUGACAAUAACAUAUCAGUUCUAGUGAGGAAGCUAGGCUAGUGCGUUAUUAUGGUUAGUUAUGUGUGUGUGUGUGUGUGUGUGUGUGUGUGUGCGUGUGCGUGUGCGUGUGCGCGUGCGCGUGCGCGUGUGUGUGUGUGUGUGUGUGUGUCUGUCUGUCUGUCUGUCUGUCUGUCUGUCUGUCUGUUAGUAUCAGCAACUUUCCUGUUAGAAACGUGUCAAAGCAGCGUAACAAUAUAUCACUUUGUUGAGCUUCUUUUUCUUUUUCUCUUUUGUGCAAAAUAAUCUUAAAAAUAAUAAAAGGCUGGUUAGUUUGAUUCUCUUGCAAUUAAAGCCUCUUAUAAAUUAUGUGCAAAUAUUAUGUUAAAAACCUGAAGUACAUUUAUCUCUGUUAAUUCUCCUGCAGAUCUUUAAUAAAACUUCACUAUUUGCUGCG